AUGCUCUGGGCUCCGGUCCCGCGCCACCGAUCUGAGGCAGUGGUGGCCAUGCCGGGGCGGUGCAGCGGCGCCUCGCGGUCCUCACUGCGCACUCCCCGGAGCUCGGGCUGGCAGGUCAGCUCUGCGGACCCUUUCCCCAACAUCCCCAUGGAGGACCCCAUCCUCCAGUUGCCGGUUGCUCGAGGCAAGCGGGUUAUCUUAUCAAGUGCGAGGUCCCGGAGGUGGGCUCAGGUGGGCGAGAGGCCUCGCGGGGGCCAGCAUCGCUCCGGGGAUCCCGACAGGGCCCCUCCAGCGGGCCGCAACCCGCCCCCGCCCCGGCUUCUCCGGAACGCCCAGCCGGCGUGGGUCUCCCUAGCCGCGUCUCCCUGCCGCGAUCCCAGCCGUUCUUGGCGGUGGAGCGCACACAGAAGCGGGGGACCCAGCAAACUGGCCAUCGCGUGGGGCCGGCCGUCCGCAACCUCCGCCGGGUGGGGACCAGCGGGCGGCGCCCAGGGAGAGCCCGGGGCCCUCCGCGGCGCGCUCAUGGCCGUGGGCUUGGGCUUGAAGGAGGCGGCGGUACAGGAACUGGGCAUGAUCUCCUGCGUCUCCCGGUCUUCUUUCCCUUCCAGCUCGCGCCCUCUUCGCUUCUAUCCUGGUGGUCUGGGGCCCGCAGGAUCAGCGUUGCGAGGAAGCUCGUUAGAAGUCUCAGGCGCUUCCGGAGCAGUUGAAACAGGUGUCCUGGAACCCGCUGACCAUUUCCUCUGUGCUGCUGGCCGAGGGAGGGGCUUCCCCAGCAGCACCGCCCCCGCCCCGGAGCACCGCCCCCCACUCCAGCGGCACCGCCCCCGCCCCGGGGCACCCCCCCCUGCCCCGGAGCACCGCCCUCCACUCCAGCAGCACCGCCCCCGCCCCGGAGCACCGCCCCCGCCCCAGGAGGACGCGUGUCCUUGA
Molecule: messenger RNA, 930 nt
Organism: Rangifer tarandus platyrhynchus (Svalbard reindeer)
Lineage: Eukaryota; Metazoa; Chordata; Mammalia; Artiodactyla; Cervidae
Source: the annotation of a GenBank genome assembly